AGACUAUGACGGACGCCAACGAAGCAACGAGAUGCGAAUUUAUUUCGGCAAUUCUACAUGCGUCGAUUGAUAUCGCUAAACGAGUCACCACCCAAGACAUCUUUAUAGUCCUGCAAAAGGAUAUUUCUGGUGAAGAAUCAACGGGACGAGUCGACUACGCAAUAAAGGGGUUGGAGGACUUACUUUGCAUCACCGAAGGAAAACCACGUAAUAUCAAGAUUGGGUAUGCUCAAAAUCUAGCACAACUCGAAAGUGCAUACCAGACUAAUAAGAAGAAGCGGACAGCCGACCAGGCAUUUGGUAACGAGUAUUUCGACUACCUCUAUGGGAUCGUAUCUACGGCCAUGGAGUGGCACUUCAUCAUAUAUACAUCGGACGGUAUUUACUGUACGAGUAGUAGCGAGUAUCAGAUUACCCUUACAAAAACUGCAAUCAAAGAAAAUCUUGAUGUACUUCGAAACAGUGUGAAAAAG
This is a messenger RNA of Paraglomus occultum, 473 nucleotides long. The record is from the annotation of a GenBank genome assembly. NCBI's taxonomy places the organism in Eukaryota, Fungi, Glomeromycota, Glomeromycetes, Paraglomerales, Paraglomeraceae.